Eruca vesicaria subsp. sativa (arugula) is the source of this 3440-nucleotide messenger RNA. Lineage: Eukaryota; Viridiplantae; Streptophyta; Magnoliopsida; Brassicales; Brassicaceae. The record is from the annotation of a GenBank genome assembly.
CGCUCUUUAUCUCUCUAUCCUCAUCUUGCAAUCUCCACCUAGGGUUCUCGCCUCUUCUCUCUAGGUACGAUUUGAAGACGCAUCUCUCUCUCUCUCUCUAGGAUUCAUCAUCGCUCAAUUCAUCUCUCGCUCCCAUCUCGUCAAUAUUCGAAUUCUGACCCUUAGUAUCACCGAUUGAUUCAAUCCAUUACCUCUAGCGCGAUGGCGGCACCUAUGAAGCCUUUCAGAGGACGUGAAUCCGACGAUUCCGGUUUCACAUCGAACAAUCUCUGGGUCGGUAGCCUCACGAUGGACACGACGGAGUCAGAUCUGACGGAGUUGUUCGGAAGGUACGGCGACGUCGACAGAAUCACGGCGUAUUCAUCCCGUGGAUUCGCGUUUAUAUACUACAGACACGUGGAGGAAGCUGUGGCGGCGAAGGAGGCGCUGCACGGGGCGAAUCUGAACGGGAGUCAGUUGACGAUCCAAUACGCGCGACCGGCAAAACCUUGUAAGAGUCUUUGGGUGGGGGGAAUCAGCUCGAGUGUCUCAAAGGAAGACCUGGAGGAUGAGUUCAGUCAAUUUGGAAAAAUCGAGGAUCUUAGGUUUCUUAGGGAACGCAAGACAGCUUUCAUUGAUUAUUACGACAUUGACUCUGCCUUACGGGCAAGGAACAUGAAUGGCAAGCGACUGGGUGGUGGCUAUCUGCGCGUUGAUUUUCUCCGCUCACAAGCCCCAAGAAAAGAACAAUGGGCAGGCUCUUACGAUAACAGGAAUGGCAAUGUGAAUCAUAAACCGCAGUAUCCUCACUCACAUGAAGAUGCCAGAGGAGAUGACCAGCCAAGUAAGGUUCUGUGGAUAGGGUACCCUCCCUCUGUUCAGAUAGAUGAACAAAUGCUACACAAUGCAAUGAUACUCUUUGGUGAGAUCGAGAGGAAGAAAAGUUACCCGUCAAGGCAUUUUUCUCUUGUGGAGUUUAGGAGCGUGGAUGAAGCUCGCCAAGCUAAGGAAGGGCUACAAGGGAGAUUAUUCAAAGAUCCCAGAAUCAAAAUUAUGUACUCAAACGAUGAGAUACCUCCUGAGCAAGAUGAUACCAAUUUUUAUUCUGGCGUGAAGCGGUCAAGGCCAGAAUACAAUGACGUUACUGGUAUGGAGCCAAACUGGAGGAGGCCAUCUCCAAAUGGAACUGGAAUACUCCCAUCUCCAGCUGGACAUGGAAUUCUCCCACCUCCUGCACAAGGUAUGAGGAACCCUAUGAGGUCUAACCCCGGUUCUUGGGAAGGAUAUGAUCCUGCUCUGAUGGACAGAGAAAACAAACGAACCAGAAGGGAUGGAUCGGUGGAAGGUUUUACUCCAAUGGGUGUAGAUGAGAGGUCAUUUGGGCGUGGCUCAGUUGCUGCUAGGCCUAUUCGUGGCUACGGUGAUUCUGAUUACAUAUGGAGAGGAAUGAUUGCCAAGGGUGGAACUCCCGUCUGUUGUGCUCGUUGUGUACCUAUCGGAAAGGGGAUCGAAACUAAGCUCCCUGAAGUCGUGAACUGUUCAGCAAGAACUGGUUUGGAUAUGCUCGCCAAACAUUACACUGAAGCCAUUGGAUUUGAGAUAGUUUACUUCUUACCAGACAGUGAAGAAGAUUUUGCGUCUUACACUGAAUUUCUCCGCUACCUUGGCUCAAAAGAUCGAGCGGGCGUUGCCAAAUUAGAUGAUGGAACAACUUUAUUCUUGGUGCCUCCAUCAGAUUUCUUAACUGAUGUACUCAAAGUGACCGGUCCAGAACGGCUUUAUGGUGUUGUUCUCAAGUUGCCCCCACCAGCCGUUCCUGCUGCAGCAUCAUACAGACAAGAAAUUCAGUCUAAUCCUCUGUCUUAUAUGGAUCAAUCCCGGGAUUCACCUGCCAAUACCGGUCACAGUUUUUAUCCUCCGAGGGGUGCACCAGAACAGUUUACAGCUCCUUCGAGACCAUCGGUUAGUGAGCCUCUUAGGGUACCUAAUAAUGCAGCGUCUCUAGCUGCAUCUUUAACUCCUGAGCUUUUAGCUAAUCUGGCAUCUUUUCUCCCUGCAACUUCUCAAUCGGCUGCUCCUGAGAGUCACCAACCUAUGUCAGUUACUUCAUCAGUUUCUUCCACAGUGCCUCAGUACAAUGGAGAAGCACCGUCUCAAGCUUGGAAUAGAGAUCCGCAAACAGUCCAUGAUACCUCAAAUCAGUCGUUCCAAACAUAUGGAAAUCAGUACAAUCCAUCCGGGCAACUACCUCCUCCUCCUCCGCGUUACCUUCCAGCUUCAAACAACUCCAAUCCCAACUACUCUAGUGGAAUGGUCCAUGGCAACAUGCAGUACCAAGGCCAGUCUGUUAACAUGCCUCAAAUGACUCAUAAUAACUAUGCCAUGUACAGUCAGGGUUCGUCAAAUCAUUCUGUUUCUCAGCCCAUGACACAGCAAUACCAACCAGAAGCAUCAGUACAAAGCCAGAAUUAUGGUCCGGUUUCAAGUUAUCAGCAAGCUAACUAUCAUGGUGUAACAACAAAUCAGGCACAUAACUUGAAUCCUUCCCAGUUUCAAGCUGCUAUGCAACCACCAGCUGACAUGUCGAACUUAGAGCCACAAAGCCAAGCAUCACAGCUGCCCUCUGGGGCUGGUCAGGGUACAACAGAUGGGGAGAAGGACGAAAGGUACCAGAAAACACUACAGUUCGCAGCAAGCCUUCUCCAACAGAUUAAGCAGAAUCAGCAGCAACCGCCUUCGGGUACUCCUGCUGGACAGGGGCAUUGAAGUAGCUCCACUCGCUAUCAUAAGGUGUUGAUUUGAGCCAAAUGCCCGUUUAGCUACAACCUACCCGACCAAGAGAGAGGUUUUGUAAGAUGCUCAAGUGUGUCCGAGCUCGAUUAUGUUCUGCUACUGCAAACAAACGCUCCUAGAUCAUCUUCGUUUUUUUUCUUUUCUAGUUUUCCUUCGUUGUGAUAUUUGGAAGAAAGGCUCUGUAAAAUGAAUGUAUUUUGGAUAUUUUUUAUACUCUUUUACCGAAUUAGUUUUCUCUUGUUUCAAUAAAACAAAUCAUCUGCAUGAUCUUCUUUUUGUUUUGUUAAAUUACUCAAGAGUAUACUUCCUCAUGAAAGUCAAAUGAAACUAACUCUAUAACAAACGAAACACUAUUGCUUACAUACAGUUCUACGAUUAAAAAGGCGGAAAAUAUGGUUUUGUUGAGUCCAUAAAGUGAAUCUUGUGAGGGAAUACGCUAAGCCUCCACCAAGCACUGUCCACUCUAUUCACAUACCUUCAAAAUAGCUUACUCUCCUCAUCUUCGUCAUACAUUUUUUGGCCAAUUCACAAACGAGGGUGACAAUCUGGUUCAUGGAAGUUAAGCUAUAAAACAAAUUCCAUAUGAAGAGAGAUAGAAAUGAAAGUUACAACUCGUAAUGCACUGACUAAAGAGUAAUUAGUAUAGUAAAGAUUACCUUUUCUGGAAU